This is a messenger RNA of Penicillium diatomitis, 939 nucleotides long. Its product is annotated as DUF250 domain membrane protein. Gene Ontology annotation, cellular component: trans-Golgi network; endosome; Golgi apparatus. The coding region runs from base 1 to 939 and encodes 312 amino acids. Gene Ontology annotation, molecular function: antiporter activity. Lineage: Eukaryota; Fungi; Ascomycota; Eurotiomycetes; Eurotiales; Aspergillaceae. The transcript is spliced from 3 exons. The record is from RefSeq and is a predicted model, not a curated record.
AUGGUGUCGGUCAAAGACGGCGCGUCGACCGUCUUCUACUGUCUAAUAUGGAUCUUGUUCAGCGCAGCAGUCAUCAUCUUCAACAAGGCUCUCCUAGUCCAGAAUCCUUUCCCUACCGUCCUUACCUUCUGGCAUCUCUUUCUUUCCACCAUCGUCACUCAGAUCCUCGCCCACUCUACCACCCUCAUCGAUCAUAGCAAAUCCGCCCUACUUGGCGGUCGUCUCUUUCUCACAUCUAUUGUACCCAUCGGUCUCAGCUUCAGCUUCAAUUUGGUGCUGAACAAUGCAGCGUAUACCUUUCUCAGUGUCUCCUUUAUUCAAAUGUUCAAGUCAAUCGGCCCCGUCGUAAUGCUCCUCGUCGGUAACCUCCUCGGACUCUACCGCAUCAACCUUCCCAUCUUCGCCACGAUCCUCGUAAUCUGCCUCGGAGUCUUCGUCUCCUCCUACAGCGAAGUCCACUUCAACACCCUCGGCAUCCUCAUCCAAUGCGCCGGCAUCGCCAGCGAAGCAAUCCGUCUCGCCCUCUCCGAAAUCCUCCUCAGUCCAUCCGGAAUUCAAAUGGACCCUCUCACAGCACUGUACCACUUCGCCCCCGUCUGCAUGGUCUUCUGCCUCUUCGCCGCCAUGAUGAUCGACGGGCCCGCCGCUCUGUUCGACUGUAUUGAUGCCUGGGGCCCCUCGACCUUGCUGUGUAAUUGUCUAGUGGCGUUUUUGCUCAAUGUCUCGGCGGUGUUUUUGAUAAGGCACACGUCGUCAUUGACGCUGACGAUUUGUGGAAUCCCCAAGGCGGUGUUGACCAUGUUGGUGUCGAUGCAUUAUUGGGGGGAGACGAUUACCCUGACGCAAUUGGUGGGAUUUGCGAUUGCCAGUGCCGGUGUGGUGCGAUAUUCGCAGAUGGACAUUCGAAAAAAAGUCGACCCCGACCAAGAUCGAGUAUGA